AUGGUUGAGCGAGCGAGACUCCUCACUGGAAUUAGCGUCGGUUUCUUACUCACCAUUUGUUUUGCUGUGGCUAGCCUGCAACCUUUUCAGCAUUCAAAUUGGCUGGUCCACCACGUUUCGUAUGGGGCACUAGAGCUCAAUUGCGAACAUAUUGGAAAUGGUUUUCUUGACAUAAUCUCUGCCUCAGCGCCACGCCGGUUUCUGCGAAGGGACAAUGACAAGUCGAGUGGUGCAGAUAAUGGAGAGGGGGGGAAUGAUGAUAAUAAUGGGAAGGACAGCGAUAAUGGGAAGAGUAAUGGAAAUGGAAAAGGAGAAGGUCCCGACGGAAAAGAUGGUGACCAAGGACAUCCUCCUGACGCUGCAACUCCUGAUAACCAGACUGGACCUGCUUCUGCCUCACCUAAAUCUCCUGGGAUUUCCUCUCCAUCCAGUGGUCCUGCUAGCAACUCUGCGCCUCCUGGAAACAGUUCUGCGCCUCCUGAUACUACCACUGGAUCUCCUGAUACUACCACUGGACCACAUUCUGAUCCUAACCCCGCUAAAUCCAAACCUGGCGGCAAACCAAACGAGAAAAUUUUUACGAGCACUUCCUCUUCUCUAGCUGCUUCAAGCACUUCAAGCACAAGUACAACAAGUUCUGAAACUACCGUUGGCACUACAUCGUCUAUAACGACGGCGACCACUGCACUCUCUGCAUUUACUGUAUCAUCUGAUUCUCCUUCUCCUUCUCCACCCCCACCCCCUCCACCUCCACCUCCACCUACUUCUAAUUCUCCCGAUUUUUCCGCAGUUCAAGCUCCAGAAACAUCUGCAGCUCAAACUUCAGAGGCUCCUGCAAUUCAAACUCCAGAAACUUCUGCAGUUCAAACUUCAGUGGAUCCUGCUGUUCAAACUCAAGAAACUUCUACAAUAACGUUUUCUUCCUCAUCAGAAUCAACACUACUGCCUUCUCCAGCGGGCAAAAAAAUUGAUGAAGCAGCGCCAGCGGCAACAAAUACAGGCUAUGCAUCAUCUGCGCAGAAUCCCAACUCCAUAUACUCAGACACUGCACGUACGGUGGCCGUUUCUUCUGCCCCGUAUCAACCUACUUCUCAGCAAAAUUCUGGAACACUAAUAAGUGGUCCAACGGAAAGUAGUUCUGCAAUACCCGGCGUGGACGUACCGCAAGGUAAAAAUAAUCAUUCAAAGACUAUCGCAAUCGCUCUCGGAGCCGUAUUUGGUGUUUUAUUUCUUUUUGCCAUUGGCUUGUAUCUCUUUAUCUGGCACCGGCGCUCGCAGUCAAAGAAACGGCGCGUUCAGCGGGAUAUGGAAGAUUUUGAUCACCCACAGACUAUGGCUGAGCCCGUAUCCAACCCUUUUGAAGGUUUCAAUCACCAACAAACUUUUGCUGCGCCUGUAUCAAACCCCUUUGAAGAUUUCGAUCGCGAAGCAACUUUUGCUGCGCCCGCCGUAUCCAACCCUUUUGAUGGUGGCGAAAAGAUGAUUAGCUUGAACAGUGGCGCCUCACCUUAUGAUCAGCCAACAUCGGUUCCAAGGGUCACGACGAAUCUCUAUGUCCCAUCGACUAUAGAUGAAGAAAACACACCACUGUCACAAAGCUUUGAUGAUUUCUAUCAAGUUGAUCAUCCUACACCGCCAAUGAGAGUAAAGGAGAGUGCUGCAGAGAAUCUCAUACGGGGUCCACCAGAUCAGAUACAUCACAGGUAUGGCAUAGAUGACUCCAAGGCUAUUCGCAUCAUUGACGGGAAACAUCACAGUGACUCGGAGGACGAUGAGGAUAAAUUAAGUUGGAAUGGAAGGUACCCUAUGGCCAUAUAA
This is a messenger RNA of Psilocybe cubensis, 1818 nucleotides long. RefSeq lists its product as uncharacterized. The record is from RefSeq and is a predicted model, not a curated record. Lineage: Eukaryota; Fungi; Basidiomycota; Agaricomycetes; Agaricales; Agrocybaceae. The transcript has 2 exons. Bases 1 to 1818 code for a protein of 605 amino acids.